CGAAACAGUAACGGGUUUCACUGUUGUACUUUAGAGAGCACGUCUGUGGAUAGACUUUUUGUUAUUGUGAAGAAGAAGACGCACAGGAUCUAAAGUCGUCACACAUCAUUUGUAAUGUUAGCCUCAAGUUUAAUGGCUAAUGACUGCGCAGAAGUCCACGAUGGCCAAGCCCAUAAAGUUGAUGGAUAUCUGCAGCAUCUUCAACUGUCCGAUCAGACUUUGAUGGAUUUGUCACUAAGAUUUCGUCGAGAGAUGGACAAAGGCCUGUGUAGAGACACAAACCCUACAGCGGCUGUGAAAAUGUUGCCCACAUUUGUUCGUUCUACACCUGAUGGAACAGAACAAGGUGAAUUCCUGGCCCUUGACCUUGGUGGAUCCAAUUUCCGAGUUCUUCUGGUCCGAGUUAUGGGUAAUGGAGAGCAAAAGGUGGAGAUGGAAAAUGAGAUUUAUGCCAUUCCUGAACACGUCAUGAGAGGCAGCGGAUCUGAGUUCUUUGACCACAUCGCUGAGUGUCUGGCUAAUUUCCUGGAUAAACUGGGGAUAAAGGAUAAAAAGUUGCCACUGGGCUUCACCUUCUCUUUUCCUUGCCUGCAGACCAAGUUGGAUGAGAGCGUUCUUGUGUCUUGGACCAAAGGCUUUAAAUCCAGUGGAGUGGAAGGAAAGGACGUGGUUAGCCUCCUGAGGAAGUCCAUCAAAAAGAGAGGUGACUUUGAUAUCGACAUUGUAGCAGUGAUUAAUGACACAGUGGGCGCCAUGAUGACUUGUGGCUACGAUGAUCAGCACUGUGAAAUUGGCCUCAUCGUUGGAACAGGGACUAAUGCCUGUUACAUGGAGCAAAUGCGGAAUCUGGAGCUUCAGGACGGAGAUGAGGGUCGGAUGUGUGUUAAUACAGAAUGGGGAGCUUUUGGAGAUGAUGGUGCCCUAGAGGAUCUGCGCACUGACAUUGACCGGGAAAUAGAUGCUGGCUCUCUGAACCCUGGCAAACAACUGUUUGAGAAGAUGAUCAGUGGAAUGUACAUGGGUGAACUGGUGCGUCUUAUCCUGGUGAAGAUGGCCAAGGAGAAGCUUCUGUUCCAGGGCAAGGCCACAGCAGAGCUCCUCACUACUGGAAGCUUCAAAACCACCUACGUCUAUGCCAUUGAAAACGAGAAAAAUGAGGAAGGUUUGGCGGCUGCUGAGAAUGUCCUCCAGGGCUUGGGUCUGGACCCUGCUGUUGAGGACUGUAUAGCCACUCAGAGGGUUUGUCAGAUAGUAUCAACACGUGCUGCCCAUUUGUGUGCUGCCACUCUAGCAGCUGUACUCAGGCAGGUUCGGGACAACAAGGCAGCUGAGAAGCUGCGUACCACUAUCGGGGUCGAUGGCUCUGUCUAUAAGAAUCAUCCACAGUUUUCAAGGAGGCUCCACAAGAUGGUGCGGCGUCUUGUUCCAGACUGCGACGUGCGUUUUCUGCUCUCACAAGAUGGUAGUGCAAAAGGUGCCGCCAUGGUAACAGCAGUAGCCUACCGUUUAGCUGCACAACAUGCAGAGCGUCAGCGCAUCCUUGACACGCUGCGUUUGAGCCGCGAGCAGCUGCUGGAGGUCAAGAAGCGCAUGAGUGACGAGAUGCUGCGAGGCCUGUCAAAGCAAAGCCAUGAACAGACCAGUGUCAAGAUGCUUCCCACCUAUGUCCGGUCCACACCAGAUGGAACAGAGCAUGGUGAUUUCUUGGCUUUGGAUCUUGGGGGAUCCAGUUUUCGUGUACUGUUGGUGCGAAUACGGCCUGGAAAAAAACACAAUGUGGACAUGCACCAUAAGAUUUACAGUAUCCCACAAGAGACCAUGCAGGGAACAGGAGAAGAGCUUUUCAACCACAUUGCACACUGUAUAGCGGACUUUCUGGAAUACAUGGGUAUAAGUGGAGUAUCCUUACCUCUUGGAUUUACCUUCUCCUUCCCCUGUUAUCAAAGCAAACUUGAUGAGGGCAUUCUUCUGAAAUGGACAAAGGGAUUCAAAGCCAGUGGCUGUGAAGGUCAAGAUGUUGUUGCUUUACUGAAAGAGGCUGCCUGUCGUAGGCAGGAAUUUGACUUGAGUUUUGUGGCAGUGGUUAAUGACACAGUGGGAACUAUGAUGACCUGUGGCUAUGAGGACCCCAAAUGUGAAGUAGGACUCAUUGUAGGCACAGGGACAAAUGCCUGCUACAUGGAAGAAAUGCAGAACAUAGAACGGGUGGAGGGUGAUGGAGGUCGAAUGUGUGUCAACAUGGAAUGGGGUGCUUUUGGAGAAAAUGGGGAAUUGGAUGAAUUCUGCACCCAAUUUGACCACAUUGUUGAUGAUUGUUCAACAACACCGGGGAAGCAGAGGUAUGAGAAGAUGAUCAGUGGCAUGUACCUGGGGGAGAUUGUGAGGAACGUGUUACUGGAUUUUACUGACAAAGGCCUGCUGUUCAGAGGCAAACUGUCAGAGCGACUCAAAACACGAGGCAUCUUUGAGACAAAGUUUCUGUCACAGAUUGAAAGCGACCGUCUGGCUAUGCGACAGGUCCGCUCCAUUCUGCAACACCUGGGUCUUACCAACUCCACAUGUGAUGACAGCGUGCUCGUGAAGGAGGUGUGCAGUGUUGUUGCUCGCCGUGCAGCCCAGCUGUGUGGUGCUGGUCUAGCCGCUGUGGUCGACAAGAUACCUAACCGCAACCUGGAUCACCUCUCCAUCACUGUGGGAGUGGACGGCACCCUUUAUAAGACACACCCACAUUUCUCCAGCAUCAUGCAAGAGACUCUUAAGGAUCUGGCCCCACAAUGUGAGGUGACUUUCCACAAAUCAGAAGAUGGAAGUGGGAAAGGAGCAGCAUUGAUCACAGCUGUAGCCUGUAGGAUUCAAGACGGAGAGCAGCACUGAAUGUUUAAGACAGGUAGCAGCAGUCAGAAAAUGAUUGUUACAGUUUAGGUCUAACUGUAAUGUGGCUGGGACAUAAAACACAUGUCAGAAAACAUCCACAAUAAAAUAAUGAUACAUUUUCUACGAGGGAUGCAACGGUACUCAGGAGAACUACGUAUCAUUCGGUCCGCCCUUAUGGACCGAGGUUUUCUCUCUCUCUCUCUCUCUCUCUUGACAUGCAUGUGAGCAUGCAGCGCGGGGAAGCCCCUCAGUGAAAGACAGUAGACAGAGACAAGUCUGUCUGCAUCCACAUACAUUAGACCCACAACCUACCCAUAAUUAAAACAUUGUCUACACAGUAACUCAUUUUUAGGGGCUUUAUUUUUGGCUAAAAUGCACGCCAUAAAUCUCUAUUAUGUGCUGCUCAAUGUGCCGUCUGUGGCCGGAUGUAAACAGAGGUGAAGCUCCCUUCAAAAUAAAGCAAACCAGCUGUGGAUCAACCACGGUUAAAUUAGAUGAUUCAUCAUUAAGUGUCCUGACAAUUAUUUUCAACCAUGAAUCUUCUUUUACUUUGUCACUUCCUUACCUGCUCCCCGCCUGCAUUUCGUUUAAUUCUACCCAUGCACAUACCCGUGAAAAUUCUUUUUUUUUUUUUUUUUUUUUUUUUUUUAGCCGACCCGGUGCAGGUCUCUGGCACACAUACAAUACUGUGACACACUAUUACAAGGACAAGUGUACGGUAGAUAACCAUAGUGUUUUUAUACUGCCGUU
Molecule: messenger RNA, 3624 nt
Organism: Sphaeramia orbicularis (orbiculate cardinalfish)
Lineage: Eukaryota; Metazoa; Chordata; Actinopteri; Kurtiformes; Apogonidae
Product: hexokinase-2-like
Biological process (GO): intracellular glucose homeostasis; glucose metabolic process; carbohydrate phosphorylation
Cellular component (GO): cytosol; mitochondrion
Molecular function (GO): D-glucose binding; fructokinase activity; ATP binding
Source: RefSeq, a predicted model, not a curated record